GAAACACCACAUAUAACAGGCAAUUGAAACGUAUAUUGUUCAGUAAUGAUCUGAUCAUGAAAUGGAUGGAAUGUCGGUUUUCGAUAUGAUAAAUAUACAUUAGAUUAGUCAUAUACUGUUACAUGUACACACACACAUUCACACCUACACACACACAACAUAUUAACAUACAUACUUCAUGCAUACACAAAUAGACAGAUCCUUUGAGAAUCGUAGACUUAAUGCCAAUAGACUAUAUAUAUAUAUAUAUAUAUAUACAUUCAUAGACUAACGUAUACUUACCGAAUUCAUGGAAAAUAAAAGUCAUAGGAAGGACAAUAACAACAACAACAACCACACCAAGAACUAGAACAACAACAACAACUCGUUUGCUGAUUGGUCAAUUUGAGAGUAAGAAAAAAAAGAAGAAGAAAUUACGAAGAAGAAUAAGAAUAAGAAUUGAUUAUAACCAAUACCAAUUGUGUAUUUAACUCGUCAAUAUUGAAUAUAUCAAAUAAAUAAACAAUUAUUUAUUCAUUUGACAAAAUAAACCUACAUAUAGUAACAAUCAAAUCAAAGUAAACAUUGUAUACUAUUGAACAUUAAGAACAUUGGGUUAUAAGUUUUAUAUCGUUUCUAUAAAUAUACACUUUGAAGCAAUUCAUUUGUAAAUUGGAUGAUAAAAUAUGCCUUCACCUACAACACAAUCAGUCAAUGUCGAUAAUGGUUCGAAAUGUGAUGAUGUCUUGAAUAAUGGCAAUGAUAUUGAAUUCUUGAAAAAACAUUUACCACAUGUGGAUAUCGAAACUGGUUUAAAACAUCGCACAGUUCAAAGAGAUCCAAUUACCGGUCUUGGAGCAUUACCAAAAGAACAUGUUGAACUUGGACGUACAAGAAAUGCUUCAACUGGUAGACCGGCUUUCAACACAACAUUAAUUGCAUGGGAUGUAGAUAAUGCAACAGUAUGUAAGAAUAAUGGACAUACAGCUAAGAAGAGUAAACAACCAACACGUAAUCCAAUCGCUAUAACUGGUGAUCUUGGUGAUGAAGUUGAUAGAUUGCGUACAACUAAUGGUUCACGUAGUGGAACUCCUCGAGAACCACAACGUGAUCCCAUUUCUGGGAGAGGAAAUUUUGGUGAUCGUGAAUGGGAUCCAAUUGGUAGAUAUAAUGGAAAAACUAGACGAGCCAAAAGUUCUACUGGUAUUAGAACUAAUCCAUUAACUGGUGAAAAUGUGAAAACUUUCACUGUCAUGGCUGAGGAAAGAUGUACAAAUAAAGAAAAUGGUGUAUGCAAACGAAAUGUUUCUACGAAGAAUAUUUUCACUGGGGAAAAUUGUGAGAAUUACACAGUUUCACCUGAAUUGAAAUCUCCUAUUAAACGUGUACAACGAGAACCUUCACGUAACGCUAUAACUGGUGAGAAUUGUGCAACAUAUGAUUAUAAUUCUGAAGUUAAAAUAUCAAAAAAGCGAACACCAGUCAAAAUUUCAAAUCCAUUGAAUGGUGAGAAUGUUAGCGCUUUUAUGGUAUCGCAAGAAGAAAGACCACGUACAGCUAAACCUUAUGUAUACAGGAAUACAGUGACUGGUGAAAAUCUUCAAAGUUACAAAAUAACACCAAUUGAAAGAAAUGUUACACCUAGAGUGGUUAAAGACCGACAAAAUCCAUUAAGUGGAGAGAAUGUUGAAAGUUACACUUAUCGUUUAGGGGAAUCUAAAAGGACUGUCAAAAAAAGAGAUCUUAGUUCACCAUUAACUGGAGAUGGUUCACGUGGUCGUUCAUAUACUAUAUCUAUUGAAGAAAAACAUUUAUCUCAACCAAAUUUAAAUAUAAAUGAACAUGAUUCAACACAUCAUACAUUAUCAUCAAAAUCUCUUCGAAAUAUAUUAACAGGUGAAAAUUGUAUUACAUAUAAUGUAUGUCAAGAAAUGAGAAGUGAAAAAGUUGACAGUACGACAAUGAUGAUGAAUGGGAAUACACAUAAAAAGUCUUCCUACAAUAUUAUAACUGGUAGUGAAAAUGAAUAAAGAACCCAUCCCACCCCAUCCUACCCCCCUGCCAAAAAAGAAACGGAAUAGAAUAGCAAAUAAUAGAAACUGCAACAACAGCAUGGAAUAUUCUAUGAAUGUCAAUAAAAUGUCUGAUCAGCUGAUUAUAAGACAACUAUACAAUAGAAAGUAUUCAACACAAUCAAGUUUGCUUGUUUAUCUCUUAUAUAAUAAACUAAGCAAUGUAUGCUAAUGCAUUUUAUGACUAAAUCUAUACUUUAAUGCUUAGUUAGCUAAUACAGUUUUUGUGCUUAUCAAAUUAUAGACAUUUAAUCAGUUGAUUAUAUUUCUUUUAAGUAAUAUAUUCAUCAAUUGUAUGACGUCAUCACUAUUGCCUUCCGCUUCAUCCUCAUCCUCAUCCUCAUCAUCCUCAUUAACAACAUCAUCAUCAUCAUCACCAUGGUUAUCAUUCUCAUCAGUCACUCAUAUGGUCACUGAUCAUAUCUUCUAAUAAAAAAAAAUAACAUAACCCCCCUUCAUUCAAUAGUGCACCAUGUGCUUUUCUUUUCUUUUUUUUCUUCUUGUUGUUUUUUUUUACUAUUUCAUAAUGUUUCUAUCUUGAAUUUGAUAAUAAUAACAAAUGUAAUUAUCAGCAUUUUGUAUUUCUACCAUCCCACCCCUACCCCCCACCCCCACCUCCUCACACAUUCACAUAUACACACACACACACUUUAUGUGUCUUAUUUGCUUUCAUUUCAUUAAACCUAUUUGAUUAUAUAAUUUUUCGUAUUCAAGUUGAUUUAUAGUUUGCUUUCAAUGCUAUGAACUGUCUAUUUGUUUGAUUAAAUCAUCACAUGUGCUUCAAUGAACAAGAAGAAGGAGAAGAAGUAAUAACGUUGAAGAUGAUGUAAUAUGACAUUUCAUGACAAUAAUAUAGUGAAUGUUAUGUAAUGUAUUUCUAUUUCUUCCAUUCAAUGUCGACUACUUAUGGUUUAUGGAGGUGCCUGAAAAGGAAAUUGGAUUAGAGGUGGUCUUAGUGACCUGGGAGCGUGACCACAGUGCCCAAGAGACAACUGCUUGAGGUCGGUCACACACGACCUUUUUAUGGGCAAUUUUCGUGUUAACUCCGUGCUUGUUGAGACCUUAACGCCGGAGACGGAUAUCCAUGGGAUAAGGCGAGGUGUGCAUUUUAGGGUCGACUUUUUCUAACCCCACCCCUCCUUGUGGGAAGGCAGCAUCUCUGUCAUGCUGGUUUUCUGAAGGAAACACCUUACUGCUGUCCCACCUCUGUACAGUCAACAGUACGACUUCGCCUUCGGACCUUAAGUUUGUUGUUUUUAGUCUUACCGCUCUUCAACCGACCUGUCUGACAUGGUAGGACCUUGAGGAACGGUUGUUCCAGCUAGUAUAGCUCGGUUGCUUCUUUCUUCCCGCACUAUAUUCUUAUUGAAAUCUUUCUUUUAUAUAUUACCACCUCUGCAUUAGCUACUUGUAUGAAUCCGGUAUCCAUCUUGUCGUGCUAAUGAGGUAUGGCAACUUGGACCGAUGCAUAUAUGUGCCUGGACCUACGUUGUAGCUGACUGACUGACUUAUGGUUUAUAUGAAGUUCAUAUUUGUUCAUCAUAUGAAUGAUGACAACAAAUGAAUGAAGAAUAAACCAAAUUAAAACAAGAUAGACACUGACAUAUCUUGGUUUCGUAGUUCAGAUUUAUACCAUAUGCUUACUAGUGAUUAGUUAUGAAAGGGAAUUCUUAGAAUUCUAGUGAGAAACUGUGACUAGUGGAGUUAAUCUAUGUCGGAUAGAGACAAAUAUCUACCUUAGUAGAUGGUCACACAAUUUCAUGGAUUGGUUGAAGUUAGACAUUAACACUAUUGGAUACUGGUUUAUUGGUAUAGAGCUUAAGUGUUCGUGUGUCAGAACGUUCUUGGGAUCGACAAAUCUCAAAUAAGGAAUCGUGGAUGGGCACUACUAAGGUGUUCCAUACUAGAACGAAACGGCCGUUCAGUGAUUCCAGGUUUUCAAUGGUGUUCUAACAUCGACCGAUUCACGAUAUCAAUCAAAAACUCAACAAUUUUCAUAACAGCAUACUGGAAAUUUGUAAUGGCUGUCGUUCAUUGUUUUGAACGAAGCAUAAUUUUAGUGUAUAAUAUUUCCACGUUAAAUGUUAGAAGGUAAUCAAUAAGAAACCAUGAAAUGCAGAAUUGGUACGAGUUGAUUUUUUUCAGUAAAAAAUAUUUGCACCCAGUAGUUCAUUGACACUUGUUUAAUCUGUGAACAGUCUUGUGAAGGGCAUAGAGAUUUGUACUAUUCAAUCACUAACUAGUAGGCAUUAUCGUAUCAUCCUAACAGACUUAGACUAAAUAUCAAAUGUGUAAUUGAAUCAUUAUAUAUACAUCUAUCACUUAAGGCUUUUUUCAGAGUAGUUGACAGAUUUACUGGUUUAACUUGAUUAUUUCAUAAACCUCUUAAUCAAAUAAACCACAAUACGAAACUCUUUAUUUUAACCGAAUGCAAGUUUCGAUGUCCUCAAUGAGAUCUACUACGUUGGUUAGGCGACCACGUGCGAGACCGAAGGUCCUGGGCUCGAAACACGCGGGCUGAAUCGUGGGUGCGCACUUCUGGUGAGUCGCGCAAUAGGUCGAAACGGACACCCAGUACUUCCAGGUUUUCAGUGGUGGUCUAACAUCACUCGGUUCAUGAUCGUGAUCUGUCGUGAAAAAAACCUAAUUAGUUUAACACCGGCUAAGAAGACUGUAUUGUUACCAAAAUUAAACUGAACUUCUGUUAUGUCUAGGAAGAAUCCGCAAAGUAAUAUAGCUUUUCAUUGAUGAUACAUUACCAGGUGAUUACCAUUUGGAAGUAGUAUCCAAGUUACAUUAUUAAAAUAUCACUAUUUUAACGUCUAAUACACAGAAAUUAAAUAAAAUGGUUUGAUCAUCAUAUUUACUUUCGCCUGUUGCCACUGAUGGAUUAACAUAGGCUACCUACCAGUAUUCUUCCUGAAACACUGUCCUCGACACUACUUUCCACUUGUUUCCAGUUGCUGAUCAUUAUUUUGACGUGUUUUUAAAUCAAGAUCCUGUAUGUCCUUUAAUCUUUCUAUUUUUCAUUUCCCUUCAAGAUUCCAAGAUAGCGCUUUGCUUCGUGAUGCAGUAUCAUGAUUUCCUCAGUAUAUAUCUUACCCAACUCUAUCAUCUUUUCCGAAUUUCUUCUUCGUUUGAAAUGUGGUUUCUUCUCUCCCAUUAAUUUGUUUAAUCUGGUUGGCGUCUUUUAGCAAGAUUUUUUUUCUACGGGAUAGGGUUGCCGACCCCACGCCAAACCCUCCUCCUUUACCUGGGCCUGGGACCGGCAGUAACUCUAGAAGAGCUACAGAUGAAGGUUAAAGUAUUUAUAAAUAGUUGUCUACGCAAGACACUCAUCAUCAAAUGGCCGGAUACCAUCAGCAACAGACCACUGUGGGAGAGAACAAAGCAACUUUCAGCUGAAGAGGGAAUUAGAAAAAAAUUAUGGAAAUGGAUAGGACAUUACGGAAAUCACCAAACUGCAUCACGAGACAAGUGCUAACUUGAAAUCUUGAGGGGAAACGGGAGAGAAGAAGACCAAAGAACACAUUACGUUGAGAAAUAGAAGCAUGUAUGAAAAGGAUGAAUAACAACUGGAAAGAGCUGGAAAGGAUUGCCCAGGACAGGAUGUCUAACCUCAGUCAAACCACGAAAUUGCGUGACUAUUUUCCAUUGUACCGAGGUAGAUAGCUGUCUCUACCCGACACGGAUUAACUCCACUGGUCACGGCUUCUCAUUAGACCUCCGAGAAUUACCUAACGAAACUAGUCGCUAGUGAGCACAUGAUCAGACGAUAAGAAGGAAUUCAUUGAAACAAGCCGUCCCUCUCCGUCCAAAGCCUUUUUUCUCAAGUUUCAUAAUAAUGGAAUGGAGGUAGAUUUCAAUUACUAAUAACUAAAAAAGAACAUAAUCCCUAUAAUGUUUUACUACUCAUUAAAUUUAUUAUAUUAUUUAUAAGUUACUUACUUACUUACGCUUGUUGCCCAUCAGCAUUCUGCAGUCUAUUCUGUCCUGGGCCUCCCUUUCCAGUUCUAUCUAAUUCUUGUUCAUUCUUCUUAUGUCUAUCUCUAUUUCUCAGCGUAAUGUAUUCUUUGAUCUCCCACUUCACCUUUAUUCAGCUUUGACGAUUCCAAGUGAGGAUUUGCCUUGUGACCCAGUUGGGUGCUCUCCUCAAUGUGUAUCCUAUCCACUGAUAACUCUUCUUCCCGAUUUCUUCCUUCGCUGCAAUCUGGCUAGUUCUCUCCCACAUUCAGUUGUUGCUGAUAGUGUCUGACCAACGGAUCCGAAGUAUUUUGCGUAGACAACUGUUAAUAAACACUUGUAUGUUUUGGAUAAUGACUUUCGUAGUUUUCCAAGUUUCCGCCUAAUACAGUAGAACUGUCUUCACAUUUAUAUUGAAAAUUCUAACUUUAAUGUUAGUUAAAAGACAGAUGUUUUGAGUUCUAGAUGUUAUGCAGUUGUAGAUAUGCUACUUUUGCUUUGCCGAUCCACACCUUCACAUUUGCAUCAAAUCCACCGUAUUCAUCAAUGAUGCAGCCCAGAUAUGUUAUGAUUGUUACAUUUUCCAAAUCUUCGAUUGAUGCUUAUUGUGUUGUAGUGUAGAAUCUUGCUUUUCUUUAUUAUUUAUAAGUAGUUUAUUAAAAAUUUUCAUAAAAAUUUCAUUUAGAAUUAAUUGAAACAUGCUUACCCCACCCCACCCCCCUUCCUCUACCCUCCUCUACUACUGACACUUUAAAUCUUAAAUUUCAUGUUCAUUUUUAUUUACUUUGUUCAUUGACAAUAAUAUUACAUAUGACACAUGUCAAUAGAACAUUGAAAAAUUGAGUUCUAUUUUCGUUUCCUUCUUUCCUUUUUUUCUUUUCUUGAUUUUUUCUUUUUUCUUUUUUCUUUUCUUUAUUUUUAUUUUUUUAAUUAUCCUUUUUUUUAAUUAAAUAAAAUUAUGCUUGAAUGAUUUUAAUAAUAAAUUUUCAAAGCAAAAAAAAGAAGAAAAAGUAAGUAAAUAAAUAAAAAUAAUUCAACACACAUUUUGACGACAACAACAACAACGACAACGACAACAACGACAACGACAACAACGACAACGACAACGACAACAACAAGAAGAAGAAGAUGAUGACUUUUUAGCAGAAUGAUUUUUUUCGUUGUUUUUCUUUCUUGAAAGAAAAAAAACAAAAAAACAUUUUUCCUAAUUCAUCAUUGACAAUAAUUUUUUUGUUGUUUUUUUGUUUUCUUUUUUUCUAAAAAUAAAUAAAUAAAUAAAUAAAUG
Molecule: messenger RNA, 7299 nt
Organism: Schistosoma haematobium
Lineage: Eukaryota; Metazoa; Platyhelminthes; Trematoda; Strigeidida; Schistosomatidae
Exons: 14
Coding region: 666-2009 (447 amino acids)
Source: RefSeq, a predicted model, not a curated record